GUUUAAUUUUUAAAUAAAAAUGAACAAUGAAAUUUGGAUUUCAUGUUUUUUAAUAAAGGUUGUUUUUUAAGCUUUUUUGAUAUAUCGACAUAAUAUAACAAUAUAAUGCACAAAAAUAUGUCUUCAGAGGUGUAUAAAGACCUCACAAAAUGAAUCGUUAUGUUUUUAUUACUUUUGAAUGAGCUAUUUCUAUCUACACCACGGGUCCCCUUACAUGGAAUUCGCCAUGUUGUUUCUACAGUAGCCAUGAAGGGACAAACUGCUAAAAGCGCAUUUUAUAAAUACUUUAUCUCCUUCGGCCAAAAAAGUGUAAACGUGAUGAUAUCUUAGUUCUGUGUCAGCUACCAUAGUGCUUCGAAAUCGAAAUCUAGAUGCCGCUAAAUUUCAUACACUGGACCUUUAAAGGUAUAGUUCAUCUAAAAAUCAAAAUAUUGUCACCAUUUACUCGCCCUCAGGGUGUUUAAAACCUGUUCCAAUUUUUUUCCAAAAUUUUGUUCCAAUGAACACAGAAAUAUAUUUGGAAGAAUGAAAGCAAUUUUCAUUUCUGGGACAUCAUCAACUACCAUAGUAGGAAACAAAAUAUUGUAUUUCUUGUUCUGAUGAACACAUAAUGAGGUAUUUUGAAGAUUUUAGGAAAACAAAGAGUUCUCCGGCACCUUUGACUGCCAUUUAAUUCUUCCUUCUAUGGUCAUUCAUGUCCCGGAACUGAAAAUUACUAACAUUCUUCCAAAUAUCUCUCUUUGUGUCCAUCGGAACAAAUUUAUACAGGUAUGAAAUUACAUGAGCGUGAGCAAAAGAUGAACCAUCCCUUUAAUGUCAAUAUUCUCUAUAUUAUUUUGUAUGUUAUUACUUGGGUUAAAUGUCACAUGCUCGUUACAGGUGAUUAUCAAACACUGUCAUUAAUCUUAUGGCUGCCAUGUACAGUUUGUUAGCGUGUGUAGUGGUAGUAGUAGGCUACGAGGGUCUAAUCCUGGACUGGAGACGGCAGAUCAGAUAUCAGCUCCGCCUGGUGAUCCCGAUAGACUCCGUGGGAAGACUUCAUAUGACUUUAUAACACAGUCGCACUGACAGACAAGACCGAGGCAGCAGAAACAGUCUGGGAGGGAGGAAGAGCUGCUGGUAUUUUAGACUGGAUGGAUGGGAGAGAGAUUUAGCAGUGAGAGAGGGCGGGCACCGUCUCGUGUCUAUGUAUUUUUGACACGCUGGUAUAUAGGAACAUGGCCAUGAGCAGGGUUGGGAUACAGCUGCAUUUUCUUCUGUGCUCGGUGUCAGCGUAUCUUUCACCGUUCAAUCUGGAUAAUAUAAUUACUCUUCCAACAGCCCCGGCCACAUUUGAUGCCUUCAAAAGAUUUGACCCAUGUUGCCUGCGGGUUCCGCCUCCCCCACCUUUGUUCCCGCCCCCUCCCGGUGUCUUAAGUAGAGGGCCUGUAUCUCCAGGACCCAUGGUGAGGGUAGAAGAGAGAAAGAAGGAUGAGGAGCAGGCGAAAGAGUGCUGUGUCGUAGGACCACCAGGACCUCCUGGACCUGUCGGACCACAGGGUCAUGCUGGUUUACCGGGAAUGAAGGGAUCCAAAGGAGAUAAUGGUGACAUAGGACAUCCAGGGUCUAAGGGUCGAACUGGGCGUCCAGGACUGCCUGGGAACCCAGGUGCUCCAGGGUUACCUGGCUCAGAUGGACCUAAGAUGGAGAAAGGAGACUCAGGACUAAUAGGAAUGCCUGGUAUGAGGGGACCAGUCGGACCUAAAGGUUUACCAGGAAUCAAGGGUGAGAAGGGGGCACGAGGAGAUUAUGGACCUGCAGGUCCAAAAGGAGACAAGGGAACAAAUGGACUUCCUGGGAUGCUGGGACAGAAGGGUGAAAUGGGACCCAAGGGGGGGCUUGGUGUAUCAGGGAGACGUGGCCCUACGGGCCGACCAGGCAAGAGGGGUAAACAGGGGGAUAAAGGAGAAAAAGGUACUCAAGGCCCAGUGGGACAUAGUGGACCAUCUGGACUCAGGGGCCACCCUGGGCCUCCUGGAUUACAGGCAUCAGGACUGUUUGUUGUUGGUGAAAAGGGGGAGAAGGGAAUGCCAGGCCCUCCCGCUUACUGUGACUGUGGUUCACUGAGUGCACCAUUACAACACCGCAGCAAAUAUGACAGAGUUCCAGCUAUAUUUGUUGUAAGCAGUGAGGAAGAGCUAAAAAGUCUUCAGACAGAUAAUGCACUGGCCUUCAGAAAGGACCAGAGGUCUCUUUACUUUAAGGAUGAAAAUGGAUGGGAGCCCAUUCAGCUGAUGCCCCUCCAGGCGACGGAGAGGAUGGGAGUGAAUGGUGUGUGCGGAGAUGGAGAGGUGCAGGAAGUCAACAGGGAGGAAUGUGACGAUGGAAACAAGGUUGUUACAGAUGAUUGCGUGGGUUGUAAAAAGGCAUUCUGUGGUGAUGGUUAUCGUCUUGAGGCUGUGGAAGAGUGCGACGGAAAGGACUUUGGCUACCAGACCUGCAAAUCGUAUCUGCCAGGCACAUUUGGGCAGCUCAGGUGCACUGACUCCUGUUUCAUCGACUCCACUGGAUGCAAAUACCGGACCUGAGGCCCACAAAUAUUUACACUUUCACAUCGACAACAAACAGUGAGGUUCAAAGGUUUUGGAUGACUAUUGAAAAUGCAGCAUUUUCCCAAAAGAUUUCUAUCUCAAUUUGACUUUAAUCUGAAACUUGAAAUUGAUCAUUGACUUCUGGCUUUUCGAUCUCACUGUGCAGUGUGCACACACAGAUAUAGCCUGCUGAGAUCAACAGUAUUAAGGGAAUCAGAAGAGGGAAGAUUUGGGUCUGUUUUUCUGUUCUGCACUAUACAGUAUCUGCUCUUUUAUGAUAGGGUGAAUUAAUGGCAGCUUCUUGAUGAAUGUUUAAGUAAGGAACUGCAUUAUGGAGAUCAUGAAAAGGCAUGAUUUUAAUGAAUGUAUAAUAUGUAUAUUAAAAUCAAAUUAUUUAAUUGCUAUUAUAAACGCAUGAGUAAGUUUGAGCAUGUUUACAUUAUGUAUGUAUUAUGUGUUUUUCCUUAGGAACAAACGACUAGAAUAUUUUACAGGUUCAUGCCUUGUAAAGAAAUGCUAGAUCAUUGUAUUUAUUUAUUUUUAUUUAUUUAAUUGUGUCUAAUAUUUUAUGAAAUGAUACCUUGUUAGUUAUCUUUUUCAAAGAAAGGGGAAUGUCUUGCAAUGUUUACCUUGGUUAGAAAAUGUAUUCACUCAUAGCAAUAAACUGCAAGCAUGUGAA
Messenger RNA from Triplophysa dalaica, 3249 nucleotides. RefSeq names its product acetylcholinesterase collagenic tail peptide. The record is from RefSeq and is a predicted model, not a curated record. Lineage: Eukaryota; Metazoa; Chordata; Actinopteri; Cypriniformes; Nemacheilidae. Gene Ontology annotation, molecular function: heparin binding.